This is a messenger RNA of Suncus etruscus (white-toothed pygmy shrew), 3561 nucleotides long. It is a transcript of the gene CILP, whose product is annotated as cartilage intermediate layer protein. The transcript is spliced from 8 exons. The coding region runs from base 1 to 3561 and encodes 1186 amino acids. The record is from RefSeq and is a predicted model, not a curated record. Lineage: Eukaryota; Metazoa; Chordata; Mammalia; Eulipotyphla; Soricidae.
AUGGCAGGGCCCCUGGCCUGGGUGUCCUUCAUCCUUGUGCUGGAGGUCAUAGCUGUUUUGGGGAGGCAGCCAACACUCAGCCAGUCUGUGAGAAGAGUCCGGCCGGGCAGAAGGACCCCGAGCAACUUCGCACAACCAGCAGAGUCCCUGGAGAGUCCUGGUGAAUGGACCACCUGGUUCAAUAUCGACCACCCAGGUGGGAAAGGUGACUUUGAGCGGCUGGACGCCAUCCAGUUCUACUAUGAGGAUCGUGUGUGCGCUCAGCCCCUGUGGCUGGAGGCACGGACCACCGACUGGACCCCUGCAAGCAGCACUGGCCAGGUGGUCCAUAGCAGUCCCAGGGAGGGCUUCUGGUGCCUCAACAGGGAACAAAGACCUGGCCAGAACUGUUCCAACUAUACGGUGCGCUUCCUGUGCCCCCCAGGGUCCCUGCGUCGAGACAUGGAGCGCCUUUGGAGUCCCUGGUCUCCAUGGAGCAAGUGUUCUGCUUCUUGUGGCCAUACUGGGGUGCAGACCCGAACACGCACUUGUUUGUCUGAGACAGUGUCACUUUGCCGUGAAGCCACAGAAGAGGGGCGGCUCUGUGUGGGCCACGACUGUGCAGACUGCGACCUGAGCUGCUCCAUGGGCCAGGUGAAUGCUAACUGUGAUGCAUGCAUGUGCCAGGACUUCACAUUGCAUGGGGUUGUCUCACUUCCUGGGGGAUCCCCUGCCUCAGGGGCCACGGUCCACCUGCUCAGCAAGACACCGAAGCCACUGACCCAGACAGACAGCAAUGGGAGGUUCCGGAUCCCUGGUCUGUGCCCUGAUGGCACAAGCAGCUUGAAAAUCACAAAGGCCAAGUUUGUCCCCAUUGUGCUCACAAUGCCCAGGACCAACAGGAAAUCAGCCACCAUCAAUGCAGAGUUCAUGAGGGCAGAGACCCCAUACAUUGUGAUGAAUCCUGAGACAAAAGCACGAAGGGCAGGGCAAAGUGUGGCUCUGUGCUGCAAGGCUACAGGAAAGCCCAGCCCAGACAAGUAUUUUUGGUACCACAAUGGCACAGAGUUGGACCCCUCCCUCUACAAGUAUGAGAGCAAGCUGGUGCUGAGGAACCUGCAGAGGGAUCAUACUGGUGAAUACUUUUGUAAAGCCCAGAGUGAUGCCGGGGCUGUGAAGUCCAAGAUUGCCCAACUGACUGUCAUAGGCUCCAGCGAGGCCCCUUGCAACCCCACUCCUGAGAGCUACCUGAUUCGGCUGCCCCAUGAUUGCUUCCAGAGUGCCACCAACUCCUUCUACUAUGAUGUGGGCCGAUGUCCUGUCAAGACCUGUGCCGGGAAGCAGGACAAUGGGAUCCGGUGCCGGGAUGCUGUGGAAAACUGCUGUGGCAUCUCCAGAACCCAGGAGCGGGAGAUUCAAUGCACUGGGUACACCUUGCCCACCAAGGUGGCUGUGGAAUGCAGCUGUCAGCGGUGCACCGAGACCCGGAGCAUUGUGCGGGGCCGUGUCAGUGCAGCGGACAAUGGGGAACCCAUGCGCUUUGGCCAUGUGUAUAUGGGGGGCCACCGUGUGAGCAUGACUGGCUACAAGGGCACAUUCACCCUCCAGAUCCCCCAGGACACGGAGAGGCUGGUGGUCACCUUUGUGGACAGGUUGCAGAAAUUCGUCAACACCACCAAAGUACUCCCCUUCAACAGAAAGGGGAGCGCAGUAUUCCAUGACAUCAAGGUGCUUCGGAGGAAGGAGCCCAUCACCUUGGAGGCCACUGAGACCAACAUCAUUCCGCUGGGAGAGGUGCCUGGAGAGGACCCAAUGGCAGAACUGGAGAUCCCAUCCCAGAGUUUCUACAGACAGAACGGAGAGCCUUUCACAGGCAAAGUCAAGGCCAGUGUGUCCUUCCUGGACCCCAGGAAUAUUUCCACAGCCACUGCCACCCAGAGCGACCUGAAUUUCAUCAGCAACGAAGGUGACACCUUCCCCCUAAGGACUUACGGCAUGUUCUCCGUGGACUUCACAGACGAAGACACCUCAGAACCACUGAAUGUGGGCAAGGUGAAAGUCCACCUAGACUCGGCCCAGGUAAAGAUGCCCGAGCAUGUGUCCAUGAUGAAACUCUGGUCGCUCAACCCAGACACGGGCCUGUGGGAGGAAGAAGGAGAUUUUGAGUUUGACAGACGACGGAGGGGCAAGAGGGAAGAGAGGACUUUCCUGGUAGGCAACAUGGAGAUCCGGGAGAGAAGGCUCUUCAACCUGGACGUGCCCGAAGGCCGCCGCUGCUUCGUGAAGGUCAGGGCCUACCGCAGCGAGAGGUUCCUGCCCAGCGAGCAGAUCCAGGGUGUUGUGGUAUCCGUGAUCAACCUGGAACCCCGAACUGGCUUCUCCUCCAACCCCAGGGCUUGGGGCCGCUUUGACAGCGUCAUCACCGGCCCCAAUGGGGCCUGCGUGCCUGCCUUCUGCGAUGACCAGUCCCCAGACGCCUACUCUGCCUACAUCCUAGCCAGCCUGGGUGGGGAAGAGCUGGAGGCGGUUGCAUCUGCACCCAAGUUCAACCCAAACGCCAUUGGGGUCCCCCAGCCUUACCUCAACAAGCUCAAGUACCGUCGGACCGACCACGAGGACCCCCGCGUCAAGAAGACAGCAUUCCAGAUCAGCAUGGCCAAGCCAAGGCCCAACUCAGCUGAGGAGAGCAACGGGCCCAUCUAUGCCUUCGAAAACCUUCGGGCCUGCGAGGAGGCUCCCCCCAGCGCGGCCCAUUUUCGCUUCUACCAGAUUGAGGGGGACCGCUAUGACUACAACACGGUCCCCUUCAGCGAGGAUGACCCCAUGAGCUGGACGGAGGACUAUCUGGCCUGGUGGCCCAAGCCUAUGGAAUUCCGGGCCUGCUACAUCAAGGUGAAGAUCGUAGGGCCGCAAGAGGUGAACGUGCGCUCCCGCAAUCUUGGGGGCACACAUCCACGCACGGUAGGGAGGCUCUAUGGCAUCCGUGAUGUGCGCAGCACCCGCGACAGGGAACAACCCAACGUGUCCUCGGCCUGUGUAGAGUUCAAGUGCAGCGGGAUGCUCUACGACCAGGACCGCGUGGACCGCACCUUGGUCAAGGUCAUCCCCCAAGGCAGCUGCCACCGCUCCAGCGUCAACCCCAUGUUGCACGAAUACCUGGUCAACCACCUCCCCCUGGCUGUCAAUAAUGACACCAGCGAGUACACCAUGCUGGCACCUCUGGACCCACUGGGCCAUAACUAUGGCAUCUACACAGUCACCGACCAGGACCCACGCACGGCCAAGGAGAUUGCCCUAGGCCGCUGCUUCGAUGGCACAUCAGAUGGUGCUUCCAGAGUCAUGAAGAGCAACGUGGGCGUGGCGCUCACUUUUAACUGCUUGGAGAGGCAGGUGGGCCGCCAGAGUGCCUUCCAGUAUCUGCAGAAUGUGCCCUCCCGGCCAGCCUCUGUGGGCGUUUCCCGGGGUGCAGUGCCAUCCAGAAGGCAGCGGGCCAGCAGGCUUGGCCAGCGAAGGCGCAGUGGAGUGAGCUCGCGCCGUUAUCCUGGGAUAACGGGAUAUGCCCAGCAGCCUUUGCGCACCUGA